This is a messenger RNA of Oxyura jamaicensis (ruddy duck), 1151 nucleotides long. RefSeq names its product phosphodiesterase 6D (gene PDE6D). The coding region runs from base 150 to 602 and encodes 150 amino acids. NCBI's taxonomy places the organism in Eukaryota, Metazoa, Chordata, Aves, Anseriformes, Anatidae. Gene Ontology annotation, cellular component: cytoplasm. The record is from RefSeq and is a predicted model, not a curated record. Gene Ontology annotation, biological process: sensory perception of light stimulus. The transcript is spliced from 5 exons.
GAGGGAGCGGAGGGAGGGAGGGAGGGGGGGGAGGAGGGGCGGGGGACCCUGAGGCGCCGCUGUCACCGCCGCCGCCGCCGCCUCCUGCCCGCCCGGCCAGGCCCGGCCCGGCCCCGGCCCGCGCAGCCUCCUCCGCCCGCGGCGGGACCAUGUCGGCCACGGACGAGCGGGCCAAGGAGAUCCUGCGGGGCUUCAAGCUAAACUGGAUGAAUCUUCGAGAUGCAGAAACGGGGAAAAUCCUCUGGCAAGGAACAGAAGAUCUGUCUGUACCUGGAGUGGAGCAUGAAGCUCGAGUUCCUAAAAAAAUCCUGAAAUGCAAAGCAGUGUCUCGGGAGUUAAACUUUUCCUCAGCAGAACAAAUGGAAAAAUUCCGACUGGAACAGAAAGUUUAUUUCAAAGGGCAGUGUCUAGAAGAAUGGUUCUUUGAAUUUGGUUUUGUGAUUCCUAACUCCACAAACACUUGGCAGUCCUUGAUAGAGGCAGCACCUGAAUCACAGAUGAUGCCAGCUAACGUUUUAACCGGUAAUGUUAUUAUAGAAACCAAAUUCUAUGACGACGACCUUCUCGUAAGCACUUCCAGAGUGAGACUUUUCUACGUUUGAGAUGGGGCUUUUUGGAGCUGUUUUAGUUUUCCUCCAUACAGUUCUUGGUGCAGAACCUCCUGACUAUCCAGUGGAAGACACUCCUGUAGGCAGUGACCCUGGGGACCAGCUCAACGUGGGUUGUGACCUUUGCCCAUCGUUAUUUUGCUUUCUUCUCUGACAAGACCAGACCAAACCCUCAGAGACGGGACCAUCUGCUCAGCGGUGCAGUGGGGAAUAGAGGCUGUCUCUGAAAAUGGGCAAACGAUGGUCAUGCAGAACCAAUACUGUAAAUUAUGUUAGUUUUAUCCUUUGUACUUCUCUGGAUCCUGGUAUAACCUCCCAUUUCUACUCACACCCUACUCUCAACGCGUUUCGUUCUGGGGGGGGGGUUAAGUUAUCCUUUUCAUUUUCUCAUGUUGUAGGUUUUUAUCCUUUCACUGGAUUUCUGUGUAACUGGUCCACACUUCCUCUUAUCCCAACCUUGUAAAAUAGACUGUGAUAUCACCUAAUGUAAUUAAAACAAAUUUCUCAAUUAAAACAUUCCUACCGUCCAAAGAAGGGAAGAAA